Molecule: messenger RNA, 3506 nt
Organism: Mus musculus (house mouse)
Lineage: Eukaryota; Metazoa; Chordata; Mammalia; Rodentia; Muridae
Gene: Dad1
Product: defender against cell death 1
Exons: 2
Coding region: 88-429 (113 amino acids)
Biological process (GO): protein N-linked glycosylation; regulation of protein stability
Cellular component (GO): oligosaccharyltransferase complex B; membrane; oligosaccharyltransferase complex A
Molecular function (GO): enzyme activator activity
Source: RefSeq, marked validated
GGUGUGGGCGUGGCUAGGGCCCGCUAACGCGCACGCGCGAGCCACAUCGUCUGUGGUCGUCCGGUAUCCGAAGUCCCCGUGUUCGUCAUGUCGGCGUCUGUGGUGUCCGUCAUCUCCCGGUUCCUGGAGGAGUACUUGAGCUCCACUCCGCAGCGGCUGAAGUUGCUGGACGCCUAUCUCCUUUAUAUACUGCUGACCGGGGCGCUGCAGUUCGGCUACUGUCUCCUCGUGGGCACCUUCCCCUUCAACUCUUUCCUCUCUGGCUUCAUCUCUUGUGUGGGCAGCUUCAUCCUAGCGGUUUGCCUGAGAAUACAGAUCAACCCCCAGAACAAGGCGGACUUCCAAGGCAUCUCUCCGGAGCGAGCCUUUGCUGACUUCCUCUUUGCCAGCACGAUCCUGCACCUUGUCGUCAUGAACUUCGUUGGCUGAACUCCGUCUCCUUACCGUGGAGUUGGAGGUUGGCGGAGCGUAAGUGGCCAUCCCAGCCUUGUGCUGCUGUGCUGAUUCCAGCAGGUGGAUUAGAUGGGCUGGUUCUGGUCCUGGUCGGCCGAGUUCCCAUGGUACAGUAGGGUGUUUGCAGGCUUGCCCAGCUUCAGCGGGCAGCAGUUUCAUCGCGCUCGUCAGCCUGUGGGUUACAGGUGUGCUCCCAAAGGCUUUUGAAGAAAGAUAAACUGCAAGUUUUGCUUUUAGAUUUGUUCUUGAGUUUUUUCCCAAUUCUGAUUGCCAUUGAUGUUAAAUAUUAAUUAUGGCCAUUGUUGCCUGGUAGGUACUCAGAGUAGUGUGAAUGUAUGACAGCUGCUUCUUAGGAAUGUGUGCCCUGAACUCAAAUGGUAAAGUUGGAUUAACUUAUGAGAAGACUUAGGACCAGAUGGGUAACAUUCGGUUUGUUUGCUUCAUCCCUUGUUAAGCACGAAGCCAUCUUGCCCCCCCCAAACAAACUUUACAGAAUUUUAAUAGGGAAAUGCAGGUAGGCCUAGAUCUCUUUUGUAGAGCUGAAAAUUCUCUCUGCCCUCCCUUCAUAGGUUGUGUGCCCUCCUCUCCACUCUCCCGUCUUGUCUCAGUUACUUCAUUAAUGCUGUGACAAGACACCAUGGCAGAGGCAGCUUGUGGAAGAAAGUGUGUAAUUUGGUAUUGAUUGCUGCAAAGAGUUAGAGUCUAUGGCUGUCAGGGUGGGGAGCAUGGCAGCAGGCAGGCUUGGUGUUAGGGCAGUAGCUGGCAGCUUACAUCUUGAGCCACAAGCUUGAAACAAAGCUAACUGAGAGUGGCAUGGGCUUUUGAACCUGAAAGCCUACUCACAGUGACAUACCUCCUCCAACAAGGACACACCUCCUAAUCCUUCCCAAACAGUUCCACCUACUGGGUGGAAGCAUUCAAACAUAGGAACCUGUGGCCAUUCUCAUUCAGCCCUCUACAUCCCAGAAGCAGAGUCUUAAAGCAGUGAAACGGACAUGAUUUUUCCCAACACAUAUUUUUCCUUGAUGAGAGAAAAUGAGCCGGGAACAAUGCAGUUGCUUCCCAGAUGCACAGGCGCACGAUGUAGAGUAUCCUCUGCCGCUUGAUGUUUGGCCCUAUGCUCAUGCAACUCAGGGACGAAUGCCUGUGCUUUUCCUUUCCUUUGCACAAUAAGAUUUCGUACUAUUGCUUCCAGGUGGCAAGAGAAGAGAAUCUUAGGAAAUAAUAACCUUUUGGGAGAAAAUGUCCCAGGUCCACCCUCUUUACAUCACUACAUGGAAACCUGUGUGUUGGUACUGAGAGCCUCAGAAACCUCACACGAGAACCAGGGAUGCAUGGUGUGUGCAGAAUCGCCCAGUCCCAGAUCGCAGUGCCCGUCCUUUGUUGAAAGUAGUAGGCUCCUAGAAAAGGUGGGGAAACGCUCUUGUCUGGGGAUCGCCCUGCACAUUUUCCAGAGACCUUUGACCCGAUACACGCUAGCUACCCUGUGGUCCCACACAUCUGUCUGUCCCAUCUGUGUGGUUUUCAUUCAGCUGUGUGCUCUAAUGGUCACACUAACUCAGAAGGUAGGAUGAAAAGGAAAACAAAAACAAGACCACUCAGUGCGCUUAUAAAACACUCAUUCCUAAGACACUGGCGGUGUUGAUGCCCUUAUUCUGUGAAAUGAAUUACGGGGCUAUAGGGCAGCACAGUUGGGGCUAGAUUCUCAUGUUGCUGCCUAACAGUCUCCUUAUUUUCCAGUUGACAGAUGGGCAUUUUAAAAAAUUUAAUGAAUUUGAAGGUGGUAUUUAAAACCAGGAAGAAAAGGCAUAUCAAAAGAAAAUGGCAUUGCGCUGUAAAAGUCAGUGUGACUUAGGGGGGCCAGUGAAGGGCAGUUGCUUCAAGUGGCGCUCACUGCAUGUCCUACAAGUGCUUGUGAGUAUCAUUUGACUUUCAAAUGGCCUCAAGCAGGCGAGCCUGCCAUUCCCAUUUGCAGACUGGGCACUGAGAGACCCAGAGAGCACAAGGAGAAAUCUUUCAUUUGUUUUUGCUUUGAAACAGACUCUCAUGUAGGACAAGGUCGCUUCAAAUCAGUUAUGUACUGAAGGAUGGCCUUGUGUUCUUGACCCUCCAACCCUUGCCACGUGCUGGGAUUGCAAGUAUAGGUCCUCAGUUCCUGGGCCCAAUUUUAGAUCCUUUUUCUAAUUUAAAAAAUUUUAAUUUUAAUUUGCAUAUAUGUAUAUGUCUUGUGGGUUUAUGUAUGUUAGUGCAGGUUCCCAUGGCGACCAGAAGUGAUGGGUCUCCUGGAGCUAGUUAUAGGCAGUUAGGAACUGCUCAUUGUCGUGUUGGGUACCAAACUUGGGUCUUUUGAAAGACCAGUUUAUAAUCUUAACUGCUGAGUCAUCUCUCCAGCUCCAGUUUCAAGAUUGUUGGCUUGUUUGUUUGUUUUUCUAGACAGGGUUUCUCUGUGUAGUUCUGGCUGUCCUAGAACUUGCUUUAUACCAGCCUAGCCUCCGACUCAGAGAUCCUCCUGUGUCUGGGAUUAAAGAUGUGUGCCAUAGUCUGCCCGGUUUCAGGGUUUUUAAAAGAAAGGAUGAAAAGGGAGAUGGCGCACCAUUGGGUUGCAUUUGGGGAGUUCACAUACCUGGCGAUAUGGGCCAUGGGACUGGGGAAAGUGACGUGGGCACCAAGAAUAACACAACGUUAGUGUGCUUGCCUUCCUAGAUGGAGGUUGUUGCCAGAAGCCUGGGCUGAAAUUUUGUUAGUUCUGCUUUUUUAAUAUUAUGGGGAGAGUCUCUUACUAUCUUUAAAAUUUCGUAGCAUUUAAUCCUAGCUAGUGCUAGAAGGCUACCUUUAAUCCUAGCUAGUGCUGGAAGGCUACCUUUGAGCUGACAGUACUGUUUAUUACUAGGCAAUUCUCUUUCUUUCUUUCUUUUUUUAAUUUAUCAUAAUUUAGUAAUCUAGAGAAUUACCUUGGGAAGGGACUCAAACUGUGUUCCUUUUUUCCAUCUCCAUCUUUAUUUUUAAUUAAUUAAGAGACAGGGUCUCCUUAUCCCAGGCUUGCCUGGAACUUG